AUGGUUCCAAUCAGCGCCUUACAUGUGCAAACUUCACUCGGAAAGCGAGCGCCAACAGGACCGAUUCCAGAAAGAACUUGGAAUUUCUACCUGAAUGCCUCCACCGGGCUCCUGUCGUACGAGAAUAUCCAUGAUCAACGAAAUCAGUGUAUACGAUCUCGACGAGGGCACUCAAUGUCACGAUUCGAACCGUAUCCAGCCGAAUAUCGAAGGCUGGCGAAGUUGGACGGAGGGCGCGAUAUUGAGACCAGUGGCCAUAACCCAUCAGCCCAACAACUACCCGGAGGAUUUACAACUGUGGUAACAAAGGAUGCGACAAUCAAUAAUCGCCUGUUUGGUAUAUCUCGAACAUCUGUCAGAGUCUCAGUAGCCCGACGCCUACCGGUCUACAUGGUUUUAGGCAUUUUCCCCUGCGGCCAACCCAACCCAGUUGAAAAACUUGGACGGGACAUUUUCCGUCUACGCGGUUUCUGGAAGACACUAUUUUCCCUCAGACACGUAAAAAGAUUCCGGGUAUACAAAUGUAAUGCGCAGAACGGGACUCACGAACGCAUCGACCUUGACAAAAACGGCGCUGCAGAUUUGCAAUUGCUCCUGCAUACAUACAAGCAAUGGCGAGUCCCCGAGAACAUUGCACUUGCUUGGGCAGACUGGAUUCACCAAGAAUUCAACAACGACUCACAUGCCGUACUCAUUGGAAAGUACUCACUUGAGAUUGUGUUGGGCUGGUCUGUCACUAGGAUUGUCGUCGUGAUUCUCACACCUGUGUUGCUAAGCCUUGUUAUCGGACUCUGGUUCAACUCGAAGGACUGGACGGAUCUAACCACCAUCCAGACCGCUUGGUCUAUUGCAUCCUAUAUUGUGACGGCAGGAGGCUUCAUUGCCGCUCUUCUUGGUAUUAUGAGCAGUCUCGCGGAUAAAUAGGUCUUAGACGCAAAGAGCGUCAAUGUCAUGGCCGAUUGACUCUGGAAGAUGGUCAAAUUUGACUUAUAUGACUUGGUUCAAAUGUUCCUGCUACAUCCGGUUGGCUCUGACUAUGCUGCAGUCAUAGUGUGACAUUUUGUGAGGUGGUCAACAUAGUUUAAUGGUAUUAUGGGGGAGGCUCGGAGAGGUGGCCCACUUGUCUGUUGCCGAUAUCAGUAGCAUCGCUUUUCCUCAAUGCCUACUUUAGACUAACGAGUGAGUUAUGUUUAUCAGAAGCUUGCUAGCCCCUCCUGAAUUCAAGAUUGUCGCUUCCGUUGCCUUUGGAAUGUGGUCGAGUGCCCUCAAGUAAUCUUACACGUGAUGCCAUUGAAGAGCCGAAUAUAACGG
This is a messenger RNA of Colletotrichum phormii, 1311 nucleotides long. RefSeq lists its product as uncharacterized. The coding region runs from base 1 to 924 and encodes 307 amino acids. NCBI's taxonomy places the organism in Eukaryota, Fungi, Ascomycota, Sordariomycetes, Glomerellales, Glomerellaceae. The transcript has 5 exons. The record is from RefSeq and is a predicted model, not a curated record.